Lepisosteus oculatus (spotted gar) is the source of this 4201-nucleotide messenger RNA. RefSeq names its product interactor of little elongator complex ELL subunit 2 (gene ice2). The record is from RefSeq and is a predicted model, not a curated record. Gene Ontology annotation, cellular component: transcription elongation factor complex. Gene Ontology annotation, biological process: snRNA transcription by RNA polymerase III; snRNA transcription by RNA polymerase II; positive regulation of transcription by RNA polymerase III. NCBI's taxonomy places the organism in Eukaryota, Metazoa, Chordata, Actinopteri, Semionotiformes, Lepisosteidae.
ACUCUUCUUUGCCAGUGAGCCUUUAUCUGUUGUUUUGAAUCCCAGACUGCUCUGGAGAAGCUGCCUGCUUGCGGGCAGGGCUUGUAACUUGUGAAUACGCGAGUUUGCGGAGUGUUUCCAGUCUGGGGUCGCGGAGAUGUUGAACCGGAGAAGAUGUGGAGCAGGAUCUGUGCAGAUUCUUCUACGUCUGCGUGCUGUGAACGCAGCCUGAGCUGUAAGCGUUGUCUCACACAAUGCAACUAGUGGAUAUUGUGACAAAAACCACGUUUCCUUUGCACUCUGAAGCGUGGGCUCAGAUAUUUUGAAAGCCAAAUAAUCUGACUUCAAAGUUUUAAAUAUGGAGUUAAAUUGGGAUGUGGCCCCUAAAAAUGGCACUACUGUGUUUUUUUCAAGGGAGGUUUAUGAUAAUUAUUCUUUGGCUCCGAAUAUAAAAGAACUCUGGGCAGUUGCACUCAGUCCACCAGUAAAAGCUAAAGAAGCUACAAAAGAGCAAAAAUGUGAAGCUAAUGAUCUCCAGCCCAAAUCCACAUCUUCAGUUCAAGAAGAAAAGGCUCCUACUUCUGCUCCUGCUGAUACAAAAGAUGUUUUUCCUGAACCAAAAGUACCCUAUCCCUGCUUAUCUGGACUGACCCAGGUGGAACAGAAGAUGUACAUACACAUGUUAACGGCCAAAUCCAAGAAACUAAAUCCCCAUGAAAUGAAAAACUUCAAGCGCUUGCAAGAACUCGUGCAAAUCGAAGUGCCAGAGUACAUGAAGUUUCUGCAAAACGCAGCAAGGAUCUGCAAAGAUGAUUAUAACAGCAUUUCAGAAGGCGCAGCCCGCUACUCCGAGGAGUAUCUCAGAGCUUGUAGUGAGAAAGUGAAGAAUUACCCGGAGGUUUAUGUCAUUCAUGAAAUGACAAGCAUGACAGGAGGCAAAUUUAGCCAAGAAUUAUCUUUGAAUUUUGAAAAACAUCUUCUUAGUCUGGGUCAGGUAAAGAUGUUCAAGGCAAAGCCUCUCCUGAAUGCCAAAGGCAUCCAAAUGGCAACAGAUUAUGAGAGUGUGGCGGCAGAAUUUCCUCCCGAGAAGAAAGCUUGCAUUGCGCACACAGACAUCAGCAGUGACAUGAAUGCUGAAAGUCUUUGUAUGAAAUACAGCCCUCACGUAUCUAUGACAAGUCAGGCACUUUAUACACUUCUGAACAACCAUGGGCCAGACUACAAUGACUCCUGGGAGUUACCACUAUGUGUCAAGAAGAUUUCUGGGGAAGGUGAAAGUGUGAAGAAAGUUGUUUUUAUAGACUCUCCCUUAUUGAAGAGAGAAAUAACUGUGAGGGAGAAAAAUCAGAUUUUCCACAAGGAAAGCAUACAUCUUUUGUUGAAGAGUGGCUCUUUAAAGCAGGUUUCUGAGGUGCUGCUCAAUAACACAACUCUCGAUCCUGUGGUUCCCUGGACAGACAGAAGACCUGUAUCCUUUGAUGAUAUGGAAGUUACCUUUGAGGCUGACUUCACAGACCUGGAAACGUUUGGAGAAUCUUCUUCUUCCUCCAAGAUGUCAAAUUCCAAAAGUACUUCAAAGAAUCUAAAGACAACUGCAUCUUGUAAAACACAGGAGGGGUCCCAGUCGAGUGAUGCCACAAAACAAUUGGGAAAGAGCCCUGCGACUACUUCAGAAGACCUCAAGAGCCCAGAUUCUAAAUUGGACUUCAAAGGGAAGACAUCCUCUAAAGAUGACUCCUGGAUUGAUUUCCAGGAUUCUUCGACGUUUGACAGUUCGUUAGACGACACAAGUAUAAGCAAGGAGUCUGACGAAGUGGAUUGCAAAACCAUGGAACCCGAUGCUUCUGGUACGACAACGGUUUGUUCAAGCUCUGCAAGAUCGCCUGUAAUGCAGCAGAAACAAGUGUCCAAGGCAAACCUUUUCUCCUCUGAUGCGGAUUCUGACGACGAGCGUCUAGUGAUCGAUGAUCCCCUCGCACGCGCCCGUUCGGUGAAAGGCGAUGAAAGCCUCUCUCUGGCCUCUGCAAGUGCUGAGCGGCCCGCACAGGUUCCGGAGCCUGUGCCAGACACCCCCAGGUCCCCUUCUCCCGAGCACGGGAGAGAGAGCCUUGCCUCGACGGGCACGAAAGGGAUCAGGAGAGCACUCAAGAGGCCCAAAACAGGUGUAUCAAAAGACUGUGACCAGCUCGGGCAGAUCCUCAAGAUGCAGUGUGCGUUGCUGAAGCCCAGCUCAAAGGCAACACAGGAGCCCAUGUCGCCACAAGCCAAUACUAAUAGCUUGCCAGCUACGGCCCAGAGCCACGCCAGGCCGCUGGUGAAGGCCUGUGUUUCAUCCUUCCUGGAGGCCAGCCAGAGGACCACUGGAGCUGCCCUGGCUGCUCCUGCGGCCCCACAUGCUGACUGCCCUCAGGCCUUGCCACCUCAGAAACGGUUGCUUCAAGGUAGCUUGUCAGCAGUGGAGGAGGAUGACCAAGAAUACAGGGCUCCGCAGGAGGGCAACCUGCUGUACCAGCUCUACAGCCUGGGGGAUAUGCUGCUGCUGGUGAGGAGCACCAUCGAGUCAGCCCUGGCCAAGACUAAGCGGGGCUUCUCCAAGGUUUUUCCUGUUUAUGUUUUACCCAAGUUGGAAUAUCAGCUCGGCCAUGGAGUGGAAAUUCUGACAAAAAGUGAAGCUUGUCGCUUGUGGGUGGAAAAACUGUUGCAUUCCAACACCAUGUUUUAUAUAGGACACAUUGAUGCACUUACAUCAAAGCUGUUUAUGCUGGAUGAGUUUUUACCAGACUCGAGUACAAAUGCAUUUGUUGACUUCAAACCAGCAAACAUGUUGAACAUACUUCACCAUUUGUUGAACAAGAUUCUUGGCUUGCAGGAGGGGAGGUAUCUGCUGAGCCACAGAGCUGGAGAGGCUUUGGUCACCAUUUCCAGAGUGUGUGAUGGGAUGAAGGUGACACGCGCAACUCUGAACCUGCACGAGGCCCACAGCUCUCCGCCUCGGGCUCCUUCCAGCGGUGUUGUGCCUUGGGUGCCGGUGGACUCCUCUCGCGUGUUGGACUUCCAUGUUAAACAGGGCCGCGUCCCCUGCACCUUUCCACCCCGGCCCGCGGCCAAGAAGCAGGGGCACAAGGUGGGUGUGGCCAAAGGCAGCGAGCCCAGUGCCGGCACAGGAACGGCUGUCGCCAUGGAAACAAAGAGCAGCGAGCCGCCAGCUCAGCCAGGCCAGCAGCCGGGCGGGGCAGCCAAAAAGAAGAAGAAGAACAAGGGAAAGCGAGCUAAUCGGGCUCUGAAGAGGAGGCAGAAGAAACUACAGCAGAAGGCACAAGCCACAGCAUAGCGCGUAUAAAAGUAAAGCUGAAUAUGGAAACCCAUCCCUGCAGAAGAGGGUUUCUAAAUUCUAAACCAAAAAAAAAAGACAGAGGGAUUAUUUUGUUCAGGAAGUGAUUUCUUUUAAUAGCACUUUUAAAGUUAGGAAACGUGUUUCAUGUGACUCCAUUUACUCAGUUGACACUUUGGCUUGACCAGCUGGAGAAUGUUAUGAAGCCCGUCUUCACAUAUACUUGCAAACACAUUUCGCAAGCAUGUCUGUGCAGAAUCUCAGCUAUUGUAAAUCAAGUUCUUGGUCUUGUCAGAUUUAGCUAAAAUAUGAGGCAGAUUGUUUUCAAUAAUUUGUCAGCCGAUCUGAUACCUUUCCAAAAAUGAUGCACCUAAAGAAGAGCAAACUUAAAAAGUUGUGGGAAACGUUUCUAUAUUCUGCAAUAGGUGGGUACCGACAGCUGUUAGUUUCCCAUGGAAAUGGGGAGACGAACAUUUGUUUAAUUCUGAAUAUGUAAUCUCUCUUAUGAUGUAGGUUGUGUUUUUUAUUUGUUCCACAACAGAAAGGGAACAAUUCUGCCUUGAUUUUAAAGAGAUUGUGCUUCUUGUGGACAUUGUGCCAGAUCUGUGGUAUGUUUUGCACUGUUUAAGACAGUUUGAAUCCGUGUGCCUCUGACGCCAGCUGAGUUUGACCUUACUCCAGCUACAGAUGGACAUGACUGCAAAAUGUUUCCAGUUAAGAUGCUUAACUCUUUGUAAUCAUCAGUCUCUAGUUAUGACCCUGAAGAUGCCAUUGAGAACCACAAGACUGAUGUCUCCCAGUAUUAAGCUGAAGUAAAAGCUGUAUUAUCUAUUGAAAGGUGUACAAUUCUUUUGUAAAUUGAAGGAUGUAUUAAAGGAUUGUUUGUUGCAA